Sphaerulina musiva SO2202 is the source of this 1476-nucleotide messenger RNA. RefSeq names its product serine-tRNA ligase. Lineage: Eukaryota; Fungi; Ascomycota; Dothideomycetes; Mycosphaerellales; Mycosphaerellaceae. Gene Ontology annotation, molecular function: tRNA binding; serine-tRNA ligase activity; ATP binding. Gene Ontology annotation, biological process: seryl-tRNA aminoacylation. The record is from RefSeq and is a predicted model, not a curated record. The transcript has a single exon. The coding region runs from base 1 to 1476 and encodes 491 amino acids. Gene Ontology annotation, cellular component: cytosol.
AUGCUGGACAUCAAUGACUUUAUCAAGGAUCGAGGUGGAAAUCCCGACAAGAUCAAGGAGUCACAGCGACGCAGACAUGCUCCAGAAGAGGUCGUCGACGAGGUGAUUGCACUCUUCGAGGACCACCGAAAGACGCAGUAUGCCGCGGGAACGACCAUGGGCGCCAAGAUCAACGCCGUGCAGAAAGCCAUGGGUGCAAACAAAAAGGCCAAGGGUGACCCCGAGGAGUUUAAGAAGCUCGUACAGGAAAAAGACCAAUUGAGCAAGGAGAAGGCGGAGCUGGAGAAGCAGGCUGCCGAGAAGCAGAAAGAGUUGUUGAAGAAGGCCAAGAGCAUCGGCAACUACGUCCACGACACGGUGCCCGUCUCCGACAACGAGGACAACAACUCGAUCAUCCGCACAUGGGCUCCAGAAGGUGUGGAGGUGACGAAGAAAGACUGCAUGUCUCACCACGAGGUCCUCACACGAAUCGACGGCUACGACCCCGAGCGUGGUGUCAAGAUCGUGGGUCAUCGAGGCUACUGUCUGACGGGCUAUGGGCUGUUCCUCAACCUGGCCUUGGUCAACUACGGCCUGGAAUUCCUCUUCAACAAGGGCUACAAGCCCAACCAGCCCCCAUUCUUCAUGCUGCGGGAAGCCAUGGCCAAGACCGCACAGCUCGAGCAAUUCGAUGAAGAGUUGUACAAGGUUACGGAAAAGGAGAAUGACCCGGCUACAGACAAGUACCUGAUCGCGACUUCAGAACAGCCCAUCUCUGCCCUGCACGAGGGCGAGUGGCUGAACCCCACCGAUCUGCCCAUCAAAUAUGCCGGCUACUCGACGUGUUUCCGCAAAGAAGCCGGAUCUCACGGAAAGGAUGCAUGGGGUAUCUUCCGUGUCCACCAGUUCGAGAAGAUCGAACAGUUCAUCUUCUGCAAUCCAGAGGACUCGUGGAAGCACUUUGACGACAUGAUCAACACUUCCGAAGAGUUCUACAAGUCUCUCAACCUUCCAUACCAAGUGGUCGCCAUCGUUUCGGGCGCUCUCAACAACGCUGCCGCGAAGAAGUACGAUCUCGAGGCAUGGUUCCCAUUCCAGGGCGAGUACAAGGAACUCGUCUCCUGCUCCAACUGCACAGACUAUCAGACUCGUGAACUCGAGGUGCGCUUCGGACAAAAGAAGCAGACCGAUGCCAGCUUCCAAAAGUCAUAUGUACAUGCUCUCAACUCCACCCUCUGCGCUACGGAGAGAGCACUCUGCUGUGUGCUGGAGAACUACCAGCGCGAGGAUGGUAUCGAGGUACCAGAAGUCCUCCGCAAGUACAUUCCCGGUCAGCCAGAGUUCUUGCCAUACGUCAAGGAGCUUCCCAAGGAUUCGACUUCCCUCAAGGCAAAGGGUGUUGCUGAGCAGAAAAAGGGCGGAGGCAAGCCACAAGUCCCGGGUGAGGGCGAAGUGGUCUCACGACCAAAGGCUGUCGCGGAGGAGCAGCGUUCAUAG